AUGAACUUUAUUUAUUUUAAUAUAUUAUUUUUCUCACUCUUAUUAGAUACAUUCAUAUCAUCACAUACGAAUAUUCCUAGAACAAACCAUAAUAAUUCGAAAAAUGCAACAGUUAAUAAAACACCCGUAAAUACAAUUCCAGAUGUUAUUACAUUAGAUUAUAUAAGAGAACAAUUAAAACAAAUUCAACUAAUAAAAGAUGAAAUAAUCAAAGACAAAUUAAAGAAAAUUAAAUUACUAAAAAAGAAAUAUAAAAAUAAAAAAAACAAAGAUCAUAAUGAUAUUAAAGAAGAAAUUGAAAAAUUAGAAAAAGAAAUAUUGGAUACUAAAAUAUUAUGCGAAGAUUAUAUAAAAAAUGAAUUAAAAGAAAUCUCAUUAUUAAAAGAUGAAAUUGUAAAGGAUAAAAUAGAAAGCUACCACUGGAAGAGAGAUAAAUUAAUAGAUUAUGAAUUAAACAAACUUUUCCUAGAAGAAAAAAGAAAAAGAUUAUUAGAAUCAUAUGAACAAUAUGUAAAGGAACAAUUAGAAAAGAAAAAAAUGAAAGAGAAAAUAUUAAAAGAAAAACAAAUUAAGAAAAAAUUGAAAAUUCAAAAAUUCAAAAAUGAAAGUAUCAUCUAUAAUAUAUAUUUAAAUAUAAAAAAUUAUUUCAUUGAAAUUAUAAAUGAUGUUCCAGAUGUAGAAUUAACAUGCCCAAAAUAUUUUCAAGAUUUAUUUAAAAAGAAAAAAGGCAAAAGAAAAACAUUUUUCGAACUAUGGACUUCAUUUUAUGAAAUAAUGGAAGAGAAAGUUCAUAAAUAUCAAAUAGGAGGAUAUACAAUGGGAAUAGGAAUAAUUUCAGGAAUAGCAAAAUCAAUACAUUCUAUUGCUGCAACUCCUGCAGCGUGCGCUAAGGCUAUUGCUAUAAAAGCUUCAUGUGCUGCUAAAGCUGCGGCUCAAACUUCUACUCAAGUAUGUUCUCUAAAAGUCGCGUCUAAAGUUGCUGCCCUUAAUACAGUAUGUGAGGCAUCUCUAGCAUCUCCUGAUGUGGCUACAAUAGUUGUAGCAUCAAUAAUAAUUAUUAUACUACUUAUACUUCUUAUGAUAUUCAUAUAUUUCUUAAUUAAAAAAUCUGGUAUAUUACAAAACGAACACGUACAAAAUGUAAUAUCCAAAUUAGAAUAG
Molecule: messenger RNA, 1161 nt
Organism: Plasmodium gaboni
Lineage: Eukaryota; Apicomplexa; Aconoidasida; Haemosporida; Plasmodiidae
Product: putative exported protein
Exons: 2
Coding region: 1-1161 (386 amino acids)
Source: RefSeq, a predicted model, not a curated record